AUGACUCACGCAGCAACAUCCCUGAUAGGAAAAGAGAUUGAAACUUAUGUGUUUCUUGAUUUCGAAACUAAAGGGCUAUCCAAGACCAAGUCAUUAAGUGAUUCUGCUAUCGAUCAACUCGAUCUAAAUGUCAGCUUUGGGGCUGCAUGGAUAGCAAAAGAAAACGAAAAUGUUAAACAACCGAGAGUUACUGAGAUCGGUAUGGUAGCUGUGAAAAGAAGUGAUUUUCAAGAAGCAGUCAGGAAGAGCGAAAACAAAGAGCAGCUCGAUGAUAUCAUUGUAGGAUCUUUCCAACGUCAUGUAAAUCCUGAGCUUACAGGAGAUGAAUUGGAAAAAUUUUUACGUAAAAUAAAACAAAAACCCACAGUGCCUCUGAAAUGUUUUGGAGAAGAGUGGCCCGCUAUCAAAAAGUUCUUGGAUGGACUCACUAAACCUCUUUGCAUUGUGGCUCAUAAUGGCUCGAGGUUCGACUUUCCAAUUUUAAGAGAGGAAUUGAAAAUAGCUAAAAUAGAUGUCCAAAAAUCUUUAGGAGGAUACUACUUCGCAGACAGCCUGUAUGCUUUCCGAUCAAUUGAUCGAGACUAUUUGGAACGUAUCCGCGAAAUUAUGGGUUUUACGAAUUCCACCAACAAUAAAAAUAAAAAAAAGAAAAAAGAUGAUGCUCAUAGUGAUUUGAACAUCAACGACUGGCCUUUGGCUAUCAAAGCUCGUUUCAAAUCUUCAAUCGAACGAAAAGACAAUGGUGAUUGGAGCUUCAACGAGAAAUCAUACAAAAAGUUGAAGUUCAAGCUAUUACCGCUUUAUAAAGCUAUCUUCGGCGGGAGAUUUACAGCUCACAAGGCUGUUAACGACUGUAAAGCUCUACUGAAGUUAUGCUGGGCGUUUAAUACUGUGGAUUACUUCGAGAAAGAGUCAGCAAAGAUUUUCAAAAAAAAAAAAGAAUAA
Molecule: messenger RNA, 945 nt
Organism: Auanema sp. JU1783
Lineage: Eukaryota; Metazoa; Nematoda; Chromadorea; Rhabditida; Rhabditidae
Source: the annotation of a GenBank genome assembly